Etheostoma cragini (Arkansas darter) is the source of this 2424-nucleotide messenger RNA. It is a transcript of the gene spryd3, whose product is annotated as SPRY domain containing 3. Bases 154 to 1410 code for a protein of 418 amino acids. The record is from RefSeq and is a predicted model, not a curated record. Lineage: Eukaryota; Metazoa; Chordata; Actinopteri; Perciformes; Percidae. The transcript has 11 exons. Gene Ontology annotation, molecular function: protein binding.
CUCAAAACUCGACGGAUUGGCUACUUCAGAAACGAGGGUGUGAUGUCAAUGGGAAGCGCCGAACUCUAGUUUCCAAAGUUUUAAUGUGAAGCUAUGGUUAGCUGAUGGACAAAAAAAAGUGAAUUUCUGUCGUAUUAGCCGCCUAGAUAACAGAUGGAUGACCUCAACGUACUACACCACAGAUGCCUCCUGAAUCUGAGGCGACGAAUCAGAGAUAUUGGGGAUGGGCGCCCUGCACAGGAACGAUACAUGAGGUUACAGAAGGAUGGAGACACACUCAGUUACCAAGGGAACUCCGAAGAGGUGGGUUGCUAUGUGGCCGGCCACCCUUUAUCGAAGGGAAAUUGCUACUUUGAGGUGACAAUAGUGGACACAGGGGUGAGGGGGACUAUUGCUGUGGGCCUGGUGCCUAAAUUCUACAGGCUGGACCACCAGCCUGGCUGGCUGCCAUAUUCUGUAGCCUACCACGCUGACAACGGCAAGUUAUACAAUGGCAACCCUGUGGGACAGCAGUUUGGGCCAAAGUGUGCGCGUAGUGACCGCAUUGGCUGCGGAAUACACUCAGAAAAUAUUGAAGCAGGUCUUACAACAGUCUUUUUUACCAAAAAUGGCAAGGAGGUUGGUUCAGUAGAGGUUCCUGCGUCAGCAGAGGGGUUGUUCCCCGCCGUAGGGAUGCACUCCAUGGGGGAAGAGGUGAAGGUUGACCUGCAGGCUGAGUGGUUCCUGGAGGAAGAUGACAGUAUGAUGAUGGUGGACAGCCACGAAGAUGACUGGGGGCGGCUUUACGACGUCAGGGUUAGCGGCACGCUCUUGGAGUAUGUUGGCAAAGGAAAGAGCAUCAUGGACGUGGGUUUGGCCCAGGCCCGCCAGCCACUAACCACCCGCUGCCACUACUAUGAAGUAGAGAUUGUUGAUGCUGGAGAGAAGUGCUACAUCGCUCUGGGUCUGGCAAGGAGGGACUACCCCAGGAACAGACACCCAGGAUGGAGCCGAGGUUCGGUGGCGUACCAUGCUGAUGAUGGCAAGAUCUUUCACGGCAGCGGGGUCGGAGACGCUUUCGGUCCUCGCUGCGUCAAAGGGGACAUCAUGGGCUGCGGCAUCAUGUUCCCACGAGACUACAUCCUGGACGGAGAAGGUGACGUGGACGACUGGGACCGGCUGGAGGUCCGUCCAGGUCACGCCGGCGUCCAGAACAUCCUGUACCUUAACGACGAAGAGGAGGAAGAGGAAGAUGGGGAAGAGGUAGAGGAGGGACAGGAAGGCAGGAAGGUCACGGUCUUCUUCACGAGGAACGGGAAGCUGAUGGGCCGGAGGGAGAUGGGGGUUCCUCCCGGGGGCCUCUACCCCACCGUGGGGAUGCUGAGCAGUGGAGAGAAGGUCAAAGUGGAUCUGCAUCCGCUCAGUGGAUGAGCAAAGUGCAGGACCUGGACUCGUGAUGCCCUGCAUACAGCUGGCUGCCCUGUAGAGCUCACCGACGGUAGCCUAGCAUGCUGCUAACUCACGCAAGAACCCACUCCCAUUCAGCUGCACACAUUAACGCCGCGGUCACCGUCGCCUCUGCUUUUAUUUAUAAGACCUGUACAUUCUCACAGUCGUCACAGAAACCCAACCAGAGCGUCCUCGUGGCCGGGAAGUAGCACAGCGGUGGUAUACGAGCUGUGCAGCUUACAGCAUGCAGGAAUAGACACCUCCAAGCUAAGAAAACAAAAACACCUCCGGGAAGAUAUUGAACUGUUAAUUCUAUGCAAUAUGUACUGCUAUCAUCCUCCCAUCUAACCUCCCUCUGCAUGCAGUGUUAUCUGAACACUGAGCGGUUAAUUCCCUCUCACCAGGUCUGGCACACUUGGUCUAUUUCAUUUCAUCGCGACCCCGAGCAAAGCAGAGCGAGGCCAACAGUUGUGCCAAGUCAGAGCUCGUUGGUGGUUUAUGUUUCAAUAUUCUCUCUCUCUCUCUCUCUCUCUCUCCCUCUCUCUCCCAGUCCUCUCUCUGUGUGAGGCUGCCCCCCUGUGAGCGAGCAGGGACCUGCUGCUGCCCCACCUCGCUUGCUCGCUGCUCCUCCUGGAGCUGGCUCAAAGUGGUCCGUGGAUCCGUUGCAAUAUUUCAGAAAAUGCAUUCACGCUCAUUAUGCAUAAGAUUAUGUUAUGAGGAUUAUUAGAGGUUUGGCAAUCACAAGCUCACAUACAGUAAGAUGCUGUUACUCAGCAGCGUCAGAUAAGAGUGGAUGGAUAGUGUUGUUAUAGUUACAUAGAAACAUAUAGAACAACAUAUAGAAACACGCCAGGUAUAUUUCUACAAGGGAAUAUGCGGAAUACACAUUUGAAUUAAUCUUGUACGUUCAAAGUUCAGGGAAUGCGUUUUUUUUUUGCACUUCGGGGGGGCUGGGGAGAUAUUUAGGGCAGACAUGAAUACGCUGGUGGACAAAAU